This is a messenger RNA of Diversispora eburnea, 3222 nucleotides long. Lineage: Eukaryota; Fungi; Glomeromycota; Glomeromycetes; Diversisporales; Diversisporaceae. The record is from the annotation of a GenBank genome assembly.
AUGCCCGACGUCAGCCAUUCUGAGGAAAUUUCAAAAACUCAUGUGCCAACCACAUUUAAAUGGAGUAGUUGGGGUUCAAAUGUAAAAUUGGCCGGAAGUUUUGACUCACCAUAUACACCAUGGCAACCAAUCCAAAUGAAAAAAGUUGAAAAUUCACCCUACUUUGAAGUUACACUUGAUUUACAACCAAACAAAACUUAUGAUUACAAAUUUGUCGUUGAUGAAACGAAUUGGGUUUUGGAUCCUGAUAGACCUAAAUUUCCCGAUUCUACGGGAUAUAAUGAGAAUCACCAGGUUUAUGUUGAAGCACCGCCGCCCCCUUCUCCUAUGCCUAAGGAACCAGAAUCUCCAACUAUUUAUGAGCAAGAAAUCGAGGAGUUUAAUUUAAAAGAUGAUGAACAUGAAAUUCAACAUGAUGUUAAGUCAGAACAACAAUUGAUUGAACAACAAUCGAUAGCGGAUGAAGUUGAAAAAACCAUAGAAGAAAUUGAGGAGCAGAAUAUUGUAAAUAAUGUCAAUGAACAAGAGAUCGUCCAUGAACAAGAAAUCGAGAAGCAUAAUAUUGCCAAUGAACACAAUGAACAAGAGAUCAUCCAUGAACAAGAAAUCGAGAAGCAGAAUAUUGUUAAUGAACAAGAAACCGAGGAACAGAAUAUUGUCUAUGAACAAGAAAUCGAGGAUCAAAAAAUUGUCUGUGAACAAGAAACCGAGGAGCAGAAUAUUGUCGAACAAGAAAUUGAGGAGCAGAAGAUUAUCUAUGAGCAAGAAAUCGAAAAAGGAUUACCCAAUGAAAUAUCGAUUACUGCAAUCAAAGAAGCAACUGUCGAGGAAGCAGAUGAGAUUAAUAAUAUAACAAUAGAAAAGGAAGAAAUACCAAUUGAAGCCGAAGAACCAGUAGAAAAACAAGAGAUCAUCGAGGAACCGUUUAUUGAGAAAGUAUAUGUAGAAAGAAAAGAGCUUAAGGAAGACAAAGAAAUCAUUGAAAAAUAUCAGGAAUUAUCUGAAGAAUCUAAAACUAACGUUAUUUCCAACGUGUUUGAGGAGACUACUCUUAAAGCUGAUGUAUCUAUAUCUUUACAAACCAAGACUUUGGAAAAUGCUAUUGAAGAAAAAUCGGUUGAUAACGGGGUGGAAUCUGUAAUAGAAUCUUCAGAUAUUCCGCAUACUGAUAAAAUAACGAAUUCUUUACAACCUUCACAAAUAAUCAAAGAAGAAAAAACCAUAGUUAUUUCUGAAGAAAUAGAUACUAAUAAAAUUAUCAUUAAUGAAACGACAAGCGAAAUCCAGGUUGAAGAAAUUUCCGAGACACCACUAGAAUUGGACUUACCAAACGAAUCAAUUACAGAGACAGAGGUGCCUUCAGUCACUGAGGUGCCUUUAACAAAAGAGAUAUCAGGUGAUCUAAUUGAUAAGAAAGUCAAUGAAGAAACAACACUACCUGCUCUUGAUUUAACGGUUACGAUUUCCAAUGUCACAAUCGAUAACGCCAAUAAUACCGAUAAUACCACUCAUAAAGAUGAAAAAGUCGAACCACACGAAAGUUUGCCCGAAAUGUUGGUAUCAAACGUUAUUUUAGAAAAAAGUGAAAAGGUUGAAAAGGAAUUUGUAUCUACAAGUGAUUUGAUGACUGAAAAUAUUAUUGUUGAAAAAGAAUCUAUUGUGUGCGAACUCGAAGAAAAUUCCGUGAAAGAAACAGAAACAUUUAAGGAAAGAAAUGUCAUUUCUGAUACAAAUGAGAUUUUAUCGAUGUCUGUCGAAGAAAUUCACAAAGAAUACGAGACGGUUCAAGAACAAACCUUACCUAGAGUAUUGGAAAAAACACUUGAACAAAGUCCAUCAAUUAAUUCAUCAAUUUUGGAGGUUAGUGAGAUUCCUAAAGAAUCUUUAACGACGACUGAAACAAAUGAAGUUAUAAAUAAUCAUGAUAAUUUAUAUAAUUUGGACAACGAUAUUACUGAACAAAAGAUAGAAUUUGUUAAUGUGAAAAACGAAUUAGAUACAUACAGUGAUGAUAGUGAUACCAUUGUCGAGGAAAAUUCCAACGAUGUUGUUAGCGAAAAUUUAUCUUCUAUUAAUAUAAUUAAGGAAUCAACCUUUACAGAAUUUCAUGAAAAAUCUAAUGAUAGUUUGGAAGAAAAUGUCGAUAAAUCGAUUCCUAUUCAAGAUGAAGAAAUCUCCGAAGUCACAUAUGACGAUUGGGAAGUUCAGAUUGCAGAAAAUAAUACCACUGAUAUCACACGGAAAUCCGUGGACGGGACUCAAGCUGAUAAAUCUUCAGACCAUGAACCUAAAAUUGAACUUAUCAAUGAAAAUGAAGUGCACGAUAUCGAUAACUCUCCAGAACCAGCCUUUUUCACUGAAACACAAUCCAAAGAUGAAAUUGGGAAAUCAACUUGGUCUAAAAUCAAGGGAUUAUCCGUUUCCACAUACGAAGAAACUAUUUCGGAAGAAAAAUUGCAAGAGAUAGACGAGAUAAACGAGGUACAUGCACACAUGAUAGACAACAAACUAGAACCUGAAAGGUCAUUAAAUUCUCUUACAUCUUAUGAAAAUGAGGAAAAAAGUCCCGAUCAUGAUGAAAAUUCUCAUCAUGAUAAUCCCACGAAAAUGGACAAUGAGGCCUUUAUAAUAAAAGAUACGGAAACUGAAAUUAAGCACACCGAAAAUUUGACAAUUUCAUAUGAUAAUGUCAAUAGUGUCAGUGAGAUCCAAAAUAACUUAUCAAUAACUCAAAAAGAUUCUAUGACCGAAGAUAUUAAACUUCAUGAAUUCGAAUCUUUGGGUAAAAUAACAACCGAAAAUAGUUUGUCUGACAACUUAUCGGAUGAAGCACCAGGCAGUAGUGCAACUGCUUGUAUGACCACAACAGUAUCAGACGACGAAAAAUCAGAUUUUUAUUCGAUUCCAAACGAAAUGAACACUGUCGAAGAAAUUAAACCAAUUUCCAAAUCAACAAACGGUCGAAAGCGAGGUAUGACAAUAUUUUCGCCCGGAGAAUCGACAAAAGAUGCCAAUAUGGUAAAAUCAAGACAUACCAAGAAGAACCUUAAGGUCUCGUCAUCACGAGAAGUUGUAAUGACAAAAAAAUUUGAGACACAAAAAUAUGAAGAUAACGACACUAAAGGUAAUAUAUUUUAUCUGAUAGCAUCCUUAGUUACAACCUUUACUUUGGGAAUUAUAUCAAUGUUGAUCAAGGCGGUUUCUGGGAAUAAUAGGAGAUAA